Molecule: messenger RNA, 7867 nt
Organism: Drosophila biarmipes
Lineage: Eukaryota; Metazoa; Arthropoda; Insecta; Diptera; Drosophilidae
Gene: mbl
Product: protein muscleblind
Exons: 12
Coding region: 1161-3464 (767 amino acids)
Molecular function (GO): metal ion binding
Source: RefSeq, a predicted model, not a curated record
AGCCGCACUUCGAGUUAGUUCAAAAAAAAACUUGGACGAGUAUGGACAUGUUGUAGAGCGCUGCGUUAUUUCCUUCGGUUCUGUCAGCGGAAAAGUGAAAAUAGAGUUGCAGAGCCUGCCUGAAAACUGAAGAAACCCCCAAGAAACAGCAGCUCUCAGCUAAAAAGUUCACAGCACUUCUGCCCAGUCACCGCAACAGUCACUUCUCAUCAAAAAUAUUUUCGGCGACAACUCUAGAAGCGCGGAAGUAUUUGUCGGAUUGUCAGAAGGAAAAAGUUGGCAAAAACAACAACGCGAGUGCACGUGUGUGAGUUCGGUGCCGAAUAGCAGAAUAGCAGUGUGUGAGUGCCGCCUGUCUGUGUGACAGAUAAAAGGAGAAAAGAAGUUGUCGAAAGUCGUGCAAGAAAAUCGAAGAAAAUAGUGCAAGCGCUGCAGGGAAAUUGUCCGGGAAAAUCGCAAGUCCAUUGUUUUUUGCCGGCAUCUUAAUGACGUCACGUCGUGCCGCAAGCAGCCACAACUCGCGUGUUUAGUCACACACACAGCGCAUCGAGCAACAAAAAGGUUAAAAAUACAUUUUCAAUUCACCAUCUCGGCGUAAACAAAACAGUAAACAAAUACAAGAAGCAGCAGCCGCUGUUCCGCAACAACAACAGCGAGAGCCACAAUUCAACAACUUCAACUUGCCAGCAACAACCGCAGCAACAACAGUCAGCUGGACUACCGAAGAUAAUGUAAAAUCAGCUUACACCCAAGCAACGCAGUAAAAUAAUAAGAAUUAACAGCUGCGUCUAUCUAUAGAUAUACACACACACAUCUAAAUACUUAAUAGGCGUUCGAUUGAAUCAAAAUUAUAGCCCAGCUACCAGCUAUACCCCCCAAAAGCUUUGUACUCCACAAAACGCUAACGAACAAUCGGUAAAACCAGAAACCAACUGAACUCAUACCACAUCUGCCAUAGAUCUAUGCUAUAUAGUACACACGAUACCAUAUAGGUGCUGAUCUGUGCUCCCGAACCCAGUGUUUUGUGUGUGCGUGUCGCGAGAGGAGCAACCAGUAAAGCAAAAAGAAAUACUUUCUCUAGUCGCUAGGCUAAACCACAUAAACUCAGCUAACCCAGAUCCGUAAUCAGCAACUAGCUCUAUAUCUAUACCCCCAACACGAUGGCCAACGUCGUCAAUAUGAACAGCCUGCUCAACGGCAAGGACUCCCGCUGGCUGCAACUGGAGGUCUGCCGCGAGUUCCAGCGCAACAAGUGCUCGCGCCAGGACACCGAGUGCAAGUUCGCCCACCCCCCGGCCAACGUGGAGGUCCAGAACGGCAAGGUCACCGCCUGCUACGACAGCAUCAAGGCCGCGCAACUCCUAGACAUGGACAACUUCAAGGGCCGCUGUAAUCGUGAUAAACCGCCGUGCAAAUAUUUUCAUCCACCACAGCAUCUGAAGGAUCAGCUAUUGAUAAACGGACGCAAUCAUUUGGCCCUCAAGAAUGCACUGAUGCAACAGAUGGGCAUCGCGCCCGGCCAGCCGGUCAUAUCGGGCCAAGUGCCAGCCGUGGCCACAAAUCCCUAUCUGACCGGCAUCCCGGCCAACUCGUACAGCCCGUACUACACAACGGGACACCUGGUGCCCGCCUUGCUGGGCCCGGAUCCCUCGGCCGUGGCCUCCCAGCUGGGACCCGUGGUGCCCCAGACAGUGCAGGUGGCCCAGCAGAAAAUACCACGUUCCGACAGAUUAGAGGUGUGCCGCGAAUUCCUGCGCGGCGCCUGCAAGCGGGCGGAGUCCGAGUGCCGGUUCGCCCACCCGCAGGAGACCGUCGCCAGGCACGACGACGGCUCGAUAACGGUUUGCAUGGACGCCGUGAAGGGCAGGUGCGCACGCGACCCCUGCCGCUACUUCCAUCCCCCCCUGCACCUACAGGCACAAUUAAAAGCGGCCCAAACACGCGCCACCGCUGUCGCUGCUGCAGCUGCGACCUCACCCCUGACGGCACACCAUCACCAGCAACAACAACAAUUGCAACACCAGCUGAACAACAUCACCAACAACAACCACAGCACCGCUGGCGCAGCAGCCACCUCGACAACAGCAACAACCACCACAAACAACGCCGCUGCCGCCGCCGCCGCUGCUGCCGCCGCCGCUGCCGCCGCCGCCGUAAUGGGCCACCACCCACUGGAAGUGGGCAAGAAGCGGGCGGCGGACACGACCGAUAUGUUUCCACUGAUGGAUGUUAAAACGGUUGGUUCAUUUUACUAUGAAAACUUCCAAUUCUCUGGCAUGGUCCCGUUCAAACGUCCAGCUGCCGAAAAGUCUGGCAUUCCAGUUUAUCAGCCCGGUGCGACCGCCUAUCAGCAGUUAAUGCAGCCCUAUGUGCCAGUCUCAUCGAAUCCGAAAAUACCCCUGAACGCUUCCUGUGUCAUCUACACGGACGCCAGUGGCCAGUUACUGGACACCCUCCCGGUGUGCCAAGAUUUUAAUAGAUCUAUGUGCAGUCGGUUAAAUUGUAGAUUCGUUCAUUUAACUGAAGAUGACAAGGUCGAGGUGAUUGAUCAACGAGUUGCUGUCUGCCGCGAUCACGCCAAUAGCCAGUGCCGUCGCAAGCAGUGUAAAUACUACCACAUACCGAUUGUCCUGCCGCCGGCCAACAUCAUGGCGGCCAUGAUCACCAGUCCCAGUGAUCCGCAGCCGGCCGUCCCGGUGGCCACAACAACAGCCAGCCAGGCGGCGGCCGCCACUCCCGUCUACAACGGCGCCAGCAACCUGAUCAUCAUCGAGCCGCAGCAGCAACAUCCGCAGCAGCAGCAGCAGCAGCAACAACAGCCGCAGCAGCAACAGUUCAGCUACCACAGCAACAGCAGCAAUAACAACUACUACCACAGCAACGCCAGCAAGCAGGCCAGCACCAUAUACCAGCAGCAGCAGCAACAUGCGCAGCAGCAACACGCGCAGCAGCAACACCUGCAGCAGCAGCAACAGCAGCCCCACAUCACCUACCACUGCAGCUCGCCCUACUCCCCCUCGUCGGCCUCCUCGUCGUCCUCCUGCUCGAUAGCCACCUCGCCCACCCUCUCCUCGGCCACCACGCUGUCCACCACCUCGACGGCCACGAUGCCCACUCCGCAGCAGCAGUACCAGCAGGGUCCGGCGGCCACGGCGACUUUCCUGAAGGCCCCCGCCUACUACACCGACGCCACGCCCACCUUGGUGCUGAGCAGCGACUACAACUCCAACUGCAUCCCCAUCCAGGCCACGCCCUUCAUCUCGCUGCAGGCCGCCCCGCAGCAGCAUCUGCUGAAGUACACCACCCAGGCGGCCCCGCCGCAGGGCCAGCAGCACGCCUACGUGGGGCACCACCACUACCAGACGCAGAUGGGCCAGGUGGUGGCCACCACCGUGGCUGCCAUUCCGGCCACCACGAUCACAGUGGCGCCGGCCACAGUGGCGUCCCCCUCGACCUGCAUCUAGAAGAAGGGGUUCAGCCAGGGGCUUCUGCCAGGGCGGGCAGCUCUGUUCGUUUUCCCAGAAACGUAUGUUAAGUCAUAGGGGUGGGUUUCCUCCGCAACCUCCAGAGAUUUGAAAACAAUAGUUAUGGUAUAGUGGUUUUCAUAAUUGAAUGUCAAACAGACAAAAGUCUUAAGAAAUUGUGGGCACAUUUCGACAGAGAAAUGAAGACAUUGCUUAAGGGCCCCAAAAGUAUGCAAUAUGAUUUACAUUUUACCUCCUUAUCACUCUAAUUAACGUUUUCAAAUCUCCAGAGAUUCGGAAAACCCACUUUAUAGGGUUUUAAUUAUCACAGUUUGUCACCCACUUUAUCCAUUGGAAUACUCGCUUUUGUCAACUCCACUUCACCUAGAUACUUAUAUUGCAUACUCCUCACAACCUAAGCAACACAAUACGUAUACCAAUCAUGAAUACUCCCAAAGCGAUGCUCCCAGAUACAUCGGAGAAAAUCAAAAGCAAGCAGAACUUGUCUGAGAAAGGUCUAAGCUAGUAAGAAAACUUCAAACAAUCACAUUCUACGAAACACAAACAUUGAGACACAAAGCAGUAGUGGAAGUUUUUGACGAAAAUUAAAGGUUGAUAUGAACUAUUUACAAAAAUAAGAACCGAAAGUACUAUUUGGGGGAGGAGGAAGGUAACUCUACAGAACUUUUUCGUACGUAUAGCAAGACUUUAACGUGUAAGCAUCCCAUUUACACAUCAAGUGACACGCAUUAGAGGGAAAGUAUUGAGUGACGACUCUACAAUAUUACGAAACCAAAAUGGAAGAAAGCAAAAAUAAGAGUGUUGUUAAAUGCAAAAAGAAACAAAAUAAAUUAGCAAUUAAAAAUUGAACUUAAUAUUACAAGAGGAGGAAAUCGAUGGAGAGCGCAGUUGCAUUAAAAUUAGUUACAAACUAUUUUAAAUUCUAGUGUUCCAUAUUUCAAUGCAAGUAAAAAUACAAAUAAAGUGAAUAAAGGUACAUAAAGUGGAUAAACAUUUAGUGAGGAGUGUUAAUAUUAGCUAAGGUUAAGCCUGACAAACCGUUCUCCAUGGCAAAUAGUCAAAAUUAAUCAAAAACCGAAUCUACAUAGGCCAUAGAUAAACAGCAAGAACAACUAAUAAUAAACACUUAACAAUAACAAUAAUAAUAUCGAUAACGAUAACGAAAACGAUGGGGAUGAAGAUGAAAAAGUACAGUCACGUCCUAUUUUUGCAACAACGAUUUACUACAAGCGAGAGGAAAACGAUACGGAGAUUUUAUUAAGCAGAAAGCAGAGAUCAGAUACAGAUACAGAAAACAGAGAACCGAAACCAUAAUCCUUUUUUACAUUUUAUAAUAACGAUCGAGAUAAAUCAGCAGAAAUCAGCUACAGCAAGAGAAAUCAUAUUUUUUAUAUACAAAAAAGAAGCAUCAAAAAGAACACUGAUAAACAAAAUCGGGAUGAGGCAAACAACAGAAAUUUAAUCAAAUCUUAAGGAAUAAGCAUUUUUGCAACCACAAACCAAGAGGGAGACUUUUUUAAAGUGUAUAAUUAACAACUCGUUUAGCUGAAUUCUCUAGUAAAUGAAAGUAAUAACGAGACACACAGCUCACACAAAAUUCGAAAUUGAACCGUACUAUAUCUUCCUAUGCGAACGAUCUGUAAGCACUAUAUAUGUAUAUAGAGACACACCCCCUAUAUGCGACAUUGCGAAUCCAACUUAUUUCCGAUUCACUGUUCGUUUACAGUUUGUCGCUGUUGUAAUGAGAUUUGUGACUUGGUUUUUACACACUCAAGAUCGUAUUUGGAACACUCACAGAAUAACAAUUACAAUAAAUUGAAGAAGAAACUACUUAUUAUAUACAGAAGCAUACGUAUAUACACUAUAUGUAUAUAUACUACAUAUAUUUAUGUCUGUACACGUAUAAAUAUAUACAUUAACACAAAUAUAUUGAUUAUAUAUAUAUAUUUACUAAUGGCAACUAAAAUUGAAAUGUGAUCUUUUAAAGAAACAAAAGUAAAAGUAAAAGUGAAAGAAGAAAAAUAAUAAUUUAAAGAGGCAGACAGAAUUGGAUGAAGGUAAAAUGGAACUGCAGUGAAGCGAUAGUAGGCCAUUGCAGCAGGAUAGUUAAACGUAAUAUUAAUUGGUUCCAUCUCGAGGCAGCGUAAGAAUAUCUCCAUUCAAUAACGAUAACACCAGUAAUACUCGACAUCUAGCUAAUAAUUGUUCAACAAUAACAGAUUUAUCUACAUAUACAUUUAAGGGCUGGCUAUAAUAUACGGAAAUUUGUUUUCUCAUCUACUAUCACUACUCUCCAUCCACCUGGGUUCCUCUUUCUUAACACUCAGAUGCCACUCCAGCACCUUACCUAACCUUAACCACUCGUAGUACUCGACUCCAGCUCUUCGCUCUCUUCGAAGCCUCCGCAAAUCUUACUCGACCACACAGGAAGUCGUAUCUUUCCCGUACUCCAAAUAAGAAUGCCUAAUAAGUUUCCGUCCAUUAUAAUCAGACCUUAAAUCUAUGUGCAACGACAGCGAGAGGCAUGGAACAGUUGCAAACGAAGAAGUAAAUUAACUAAGCAAAGUAAACGUAAAAGAUAAAUUAUAAACACACAUACUCGUAGAUUCUCAACUAAACUCGUCGACAUUUUAACAGUUACUAACAUUAUUAUAAUAACGACAAAUGAGUAAUACAAUAAGCUGCAAAUGGCAAAAACAAACAAUGAAGUUUUGUGUAAAAAUAAAUGUUCUUAAAAGAAAAGAUUUAAAAGGGGAAAAACGAAACCAAUAAGUGGAAACGAGAAAUCCUAGUUACUAAGCAACUAACUACAAACGUAUAGACACUAUAGAAGAAUCAUUGUACCAUAUAAGGGAUUUCAGCGGAAUUCUGUUCUACUCGACAUCUCCUCUAGGCGUGUAGACUGGCAUGAAGUUGACAUGGCCGCGCAUGUAGAAUAGCACGAGUUUGUAAACUAGAAACGAAACUUUUAUUUGCCUUAACAUCAAACCAAUAUAUACACCAUAUACAUUGAUUUCGAUGCGAUCCUUCAACCUUUCGAAUAGUUUCGAUUGUUUCGAGAACCGAUUUCACUUGACGCAUGUACAUGGCGCUCUAAAACAGAAGCAGAAACUAAGUAACACCAGAAAAUAUUUCUGAAGCGAGGGGAAAUGGAUUAAUGUAGUUACGUGUAGAGUCUCCUUCAUUGUAAGUCAUAGUUAUUAUUGUUAAUUUUAAUUUAUAUUUACACAUAUAUUAGAUCAUUAUGAUUAUUAAUUGUGAAUAUGAUGUGAUGUGUUUAUUGAAAGUAAAAACAAAACGAAACUAAAACAAAAUACAAUUACUGAAUGUUGCAACGUAAAGAAAACUAAUGUAUUGUACCCCCGGCGGAGUGAGGAGGGGGAACUACAAGAAACCUUAUCGAGAAUGUGAGGAAAAUCAAUUUUACCCUAAUUCAGAUCGUAAAUAAGAGUAAUGUUAAAUUACACUAUGAUACACGGCAUAUGUUUGUAUGUACUGUAAGUAGUUAUUCAUUUUUGUCAGGUGAUAUCAACGAAUUUUCGCUAUGUUCUUCAAGCAGAGCCCACCUCUGCCCACCCCACUGUCCCCAUCUAACUAUAUCUCUGUAUUGUUUGCAAUUGAGUUAAGUUCCCCUAUUAUUUUUUCUACUUUACGGUUUUUUGUUUUGUGAUAUUCGCGGAAGAGAAGAAGCUGACGGAGUAAUUGUUGUUCGUUGUUUAUUUUUGUGUUCAUAUAUAUUUUUGUAGUUUGUUUUAUUUUUAUAAAUAUACAUUGUAUUAAACAUAUAUUAAAUAUACAUUAAAGAACUAGUAUAUACAACUUAACUAUACACAUAUACAAGUAAAGAUGAAUUGGAAUAAUAGAUCUAAGGUACGGAGUUUUGGCAGGAAGAAAUUCACAAAGUAAAACUGAGCGAAGGGGAACCAGUUUCGGGCAACGACUCUGACGAAUGAUAAUUACAUAUACUCCUAAAAUAAAAUAAAAACAACCCAAAAAAAUGAAAAUUUUUUAAAAAUAUUUAAUAAACAAAUCAUUAUUACCUAUUAUUAUUAUUAUGAUAUUUAUUAUUAUAAUGAAACAAAUUUAGUUAUUAUUCAUGUAAAGAACGAACCACGAAGGCAAAGCAAAGCAAAAACAAAUCUUGCGACAGUGCAACAGCAUCAACGAGCAGAAGAAAGUGAAGAGAGAAUAACGAAGAAAGUGAAUAAGAAGCUGGCAAGAGAGAAAGUCGAUGAAGAAUGAAAUUAUAUUGAUAAAGAAAUACAACAUUUAAAGUUAUUUAGCAGUAAAUGGGAAAAAAUUAAAAACAAACAUGAAAACAACAAACCAACAUCAAUGAACAACAAACAAUGAAAUACAAUAAAACACAAAAAUAAAUUACA